Messenger RNA from Carassius auratus (goldfish), 1194 nucleotides. RefSeq lists its product as uncharacterized. The record is from RefSeq and is a predicted model, not a curated record. The coding region runs from base 98 to 874 and encodes 258 amino acids. NCBI's taxonomy places the organism in Eukaryota, Metazoa, Chordata, Actinopteri, Cypriniformes, Cyprinidae. The transcript is spliced from 6 exons.
GAAUGGAGCAUAUUAGGAGGGGGCUGGUUCGACUCUUGGCGAAGAGGUGGAGCAGUGCAACGCCUUCCUCUCGAGGAUUGCUGUUACGACAAAGCACAUGUCAAAAGCGGGACGCAUUGACAUGCUGACAAUCAUGGCCAUGCGCUGUAACCAAAAGUUUGACAACUUGGCUUCUACCCUUGCCCGCCGAUAUCGGAAGGCCACAAUAGCCCUGCAAUGCCAGUUGCAUAACCUGGAGGCCAUGAAAACAGAAAUGGACGUCUCCGACAAUCAACUGGAGAGGUGGAUCAUUGAUAUCAAUGAGUGGGCAGAAGCAACAACAUCCCCAAAUGAUGCUGAUGUUGCCAGCCGAAUUGAGGAGCUGGUGGCAAGUGUUAAGAGGAAGUCCCAGCGUCUUUACAAGGAUAGUGACGGAUCGGAUGCAAAGGACGUGCCCGAAUCCGCCGAAAGAUCAGGGAGGAAAAAAAAAAUCUUAGAUUUUGUAGUGGAAAAAUAUAACACCUUGGUUCCUAAUGCUGAAAAACUGACAUUGGACACCAUUCUAUGUGACGAGAUUGUUUGGCCAUGGCAGCUUACCCACGGUGACUCUGUAGAUCUAAGGACAAAGAGGAAGGCGUUCGACAUUGUGAUGGCAGUAAGGAGACUUGAGGAGGAGAAGAGGAUUCUUAUUGCAGAGAUGAACAAGCAUUGGAAGUCCCUUUGCUCCCGUGCAGACACCCUGAAGCAGAUGUCAUCCCAGCUUGCUAAUGUGACAUCAGGUGAAACGUGGGGCCUGCUUCAAGAUGGUAUCCGAGGUCUAAAGAGCUUGACAUUGAAGAACAAGCAAGCAACAGCCUGGCAAAGCAUGCAAAGAAAUUUUAUGUUCAAGUUCUGACUGAAACAGAAAUUAACUUUGAUAGUCAUUCUGAGGAAUACGAUACCAGUAGUGACUCUGAGCAAGAUUAAACAUGGCCAGAGUCCUUUUUUCUGCUGUUGUGUGCUGGGGAGGGCCGCUGGGACAGGUUGGUAAGGAAAGCUGGUUCUGUGUUUGGCAUGGAGCUGGAGUUAAGUAGCAGUCUUCUGUCAUGCUCAACAUUGAGGAGGUCCUUUGUCCCCAGGGCAAACCAGCAACUCAAUUUCACAGAAAAGGUUAGGGGAGAAAUUGACUUUUCAGCAUGAGUCUCACCCUGCGCUAACCAUUACAUCACUUUGUCU